Molecule: messenger RNA, 1217 nt
Organism: Elgaria multicarinata webbii
Lineage: Eukaryota; Metazoa; Chordata; Lepidosauria; Squamata; Anguidae
Gene: ZMYND12
Product: zinc finger MYND-type containing 12
Exons: 8
Coding region: 29-1138 (369 amino acids)
Molecular function (GO): protein binding
Source: RefSeq, a predicted model, not a curated record
CAACCGCGGCCCUAGCAACGGCGGAGCCAUGCAGACGGAGCGCGUGUCGGGCCUGGCGCUGCCCCGCGGGCAGAAGCUGCACUGCGAGUUGUGCCUCGGGCCGGCCACGGUGCGCUGCGGCGGCUGCGGGGUCACCUACUACUGUGACGUCCAGCAUCAAAAUGCCGACUGGGUCAGCGUCCACGAGAGAAUAUGCCAACUACUCAUUCCAUUGCGUACGGCGUUACCGUUUUACAAUUCGGAGAAAGAAAGGAAGCACGGCCAGGAGCAAAAGAUAAGACGAGAGAAAUUCCUGGCCGAAGUGACGCAAAGUGCAGCCCAGAAUUUCCUGUUCAAAGGCAAACACGAAGACGCCAUUCCAGCAGCGCUGCAUUCUCUGAAAUUCAACAUCAGCGUACACGGCUCAAAUUCUGUGGAACUGGUGCCAGUGUACCUCAUUUUAGCUGAGGGAAGCCUGGGCCUGGGGCAUCUCUCCCAAGCGGAGGAAUACCUCUCACAAGCUCACUGGAUCAUCCUCAGGAAUUCUUACUGCAGCAGCAGCAUUCAGUCCAACCUCCAUCGUAACCUGGGUCUCCUCCAUGCUGCCAAAGGGAACUUUGAGGACUCUUUGUACCAUCUGGCGAAUGACAUAUACUUCGCCUCUUGCGCCUUUGGGACAAAUGACGUGGCCGCCUCUGGAGGCUAUUUCCACAUGGCCAAUGUUUUCUUCCGUCAGAAUGCUGCGGAAGUUGCUGAUUCCUUGUACUCCGAGGUUGUCGAGAUUUGGCUCCGUCACUUCAGCCGCUUGAUCGACAUCCAGUUUCAAACGCUGAUGUCUCCAGCUGGACUUGACAUGUUUUCAGAAGAAGAGGAGUUGCCUGAGGAGGCUCUUGAUGAAAAGCAACGAGCAGAAGCCAUGCAGAUGUUGAACGCCGUCCUAGAUAUCCGUGAGCACUCCCCGAGGCCCCAGCUGGACAAGAUCGCCAAGGUGCUCCACGCUCUGGCUAUGUUUCAUUACUUGAUCCACGACGUGCCAAAGGCUCACGAAUUUGUGAUGAAAGUUCUGCAGGUGACCAAGCAGCUGCCCAGGCACGUGCCGGAUGAAUCACUUCAGCACCUGAUGAAACUGAUCAAAUCCAAACCGAUCUAUGCAAAAUAGAGCCACGCUGAGGUGCUGCUUUUCAAAUGGCAUUAGGCAAAGAGUGUGGAUCUUUGGAGCUGCCAUCUGGUACCCAUUC